AUGUCUGAAGAGGAGAAAUCUUUGGGUCUGGAGCAAAUACCGGCAAAAGCCCGGAAGGAGCUUGCCUGCAAACUCUUUAGACCGCUUUCGAAUAUUUCCCAUUCGUCCUUUUAUACAGACAUUCUCCCUCCUGAUCGAAAGGUGCGAAUAUGUAUAUUAUUCACGAGGGUGGAGCUAGGGUAUAUACUAACACGAAUGAAGGUGAAGUUUCGAGCUCCACGUGUAUACAUAAGCGAAGAAUAAGAAGAGGGGUUGAGCACCGGAACAUUGUGUUUAUUGUCCUGAGCUUUCGGACUCUUGCAGGAGUCCAUCGUCAGAGAUAAUAGCAGUAACAGGACAAGCGACAGUUAUAGGGCAUGUGGACCAAUCAUCAACCGACGGAGGUGAUUGCGCUGAGCCCUGUAUGCCGGCGCCGGAUCGAUAAAUACAUUGACUGAGUUUUGUUUGACUGUUUUGUUCCCGACAUGGACGACUAUUUUGGUGGCUGCGAAGUUUAACUCUUGACCCAUUUCCUAGUUGUGGGCGGCCACUAGUGAUAAUGCGUCGACUCGUCGCAUAGCCUGCUUAUGUUCCUGUAUGCGCGAUCUGAGCAAGCGUCCAGUCUGACCUGUGUAGUUGCAAGGACAGUUUUGGCACGAGAUGCGAUACACUGCUCCAGAUUGCCAUUCAGGCUUUCACCGGUCUUUGAUUUUCAUGACCCUAUUGCGCAUGGUGGCUUUGGGACGGUGUGCGAUUCCAACACCUAGCUCCGUAGCAAUGCGCUAGGUCGCUCCUGAAACGCCCUUGAUGCAUGGCAGAGAAUGCCAUAUCGUGGGUGGUGUUGAUGUUCGAGUUCUUUCGUGGGGACCGCGUAGGCAGCGACUUAUGAAUGCCCUUGGAUAGCCAUUUUGCACAAACUGGUCGCGGAGAUAACGGACCUCACGUGCUCUCUCCUCUGGUUUGCUGCAAUGAGUUUGGAUCCGCUUGAAGAGGGUCCUCACACAGCUUCGUUUGUGAGCCACCGGGUGGUUGCUGUAAAAACUGAGAAGUGGUCUUGAAACGCCUGCCAACAUCAGUUCAUGCAAUCUCAGCUUCUGUCUCUGAGAACGCCAACGUUUCGAAACUUGCUGCAAUGGUUGGAGGUUUGAUGUCUGUCUUCUUUUACGGCUUCGCAAACCUCACAACCUACCGCCGUAUCAUCGUUCUCUGGCCUCGUCAAGACACGAAUAGUCCAAUGAUCGACGACUGUUGUCGCUUUGCAGUUGCACCGCUCAGUUGGCCCAUCUGGACGUGUCUUUAGCCGAGACCGUCCUCGUUCCCGCUGCCGCUCGAAGACCGACAGCCCCUGCUGGUACCAUGUCAACUUCGGUGAUAAGGCUAGGCACUGUGUCCAACCUUACCUCCUCAAGCUCUCCCAGAGAGCCUGACGCCGGAGAGUAGACGCGGUCGACCUCUCUGGCUGUAGUUCGGCCGCACAACUUCUUCACAAGGCUGAACAGCUCACGCAGAUGCAUUGUUUUUCCAAGCCGUCACUUUCUGCAAUCUCAACCCCCGCAACUCUUGCUUCUCCCCUUUCACAGAUGGAUAUUGAGCUUAACAAGCUGGCCGAUGAUAGACCAUCCCUCCAGAAGCAGACAGCCAUACCCUCAUCCCGGAGCCCGCCCAGGUCAUCUGCUCGAAAUAUUCAGUCCGCAUACUCAGUUCGUCUCAAUGUAGCCGCCGCCUGCUAG
Messenger RNA from Spirometra erinaceieuropaei, 1709 nucleotides. The record is from the annotation of a GenBank genome assembly. NCBI's taxonomy places the organism in Eukaryota, Metazoa, Platyhelminthes, Cestoda, Diphyllobothriidea, Diphyllobothriidae.